AAUCAGCGGCGAGAGGCCGUUUUAACGUCCCUCCAUCGCCUCCCCCUGUUACCUCUAGUUUUCUUCUCACCCUCCCCCCCGCGCCCUGCGUCUUCCUCCCUUGCCACAGUCCUUUCCCUCAACGGCCCCUCCAAGACACCGUUCCCCGCGAGCCCCGCCGGUGUACAGCUCUCGCGGACAUGGAGGCCCGGGAGGAGGCUGAGUGGGUAGCAAUAGCUAAUAACCUUCUUUUGAAAUGUCACAUUUGCCUGAGGAUACAAUCUCUUUCAGAAUGUGAUUCGAAUAUGUUUAUUACUCUUUAUCAUUCUAUCUUGGGAGAAGUUGUACCAGACCUCAUAACUGUCCCUAAGAAUCAAGAAGAUCAUGCACACAAUAUACAAGCAAUUAUUGAUUCACUGGCCUUGGAUUACUUGCAGGUCAGCUUGUCCCACAUAACAGGAGAAAAUAUUGUAAAAGGAAAUAAGGAAUCUAUUAAAAAUCUCUUAGAAAUAUUUGAUGGAUUGCUGGAGUAUCUUACAGAAUGUAGUGAGGCAUCCCCUCAAGAAAGAGUUGAAAUUGACCAAGUAGCCAAAGAAUCAAUUCAAGAUAAACUUGCAGAUGAAUCAGACGAAAAGAUUAGACAGACCAAACCAGUGCAGACAAUGGCAUCAUUUGGGAGGUCUUCUCAAUCUUCUGAGCUUUUUCUUCCAUCUUGGGAUGUAGAUGGAUCAGAGUCCACUGGUGAAUUGAUAAGACUUGGGGAUACGGCUCACACAUUUUCUUUAAGGAAAGAUGGAGUUGCACAGGAUAAAAAAGAUUCAACCUUCCAAGUGACCAAGACUCAGGAAGAUUUUGUGAACUCUACCUCAAGUUAUCCUAAUUACCUAACAGAAUUAGCUGCAUCUGCUGAGUCUACAGAAAUUUCUUCCAAGAUUCUGACUCCAAAUGCUAAAAAAUUGGGAGAGCCCAUUCGUUCAGCUAUUCCUUUGCAGCCACCAUACCAUCCUCUUGAGCCUCGGGCACCCUAUCCUAUAGGAAAAGAAUUUUAUCAUACAAGUCACUAUCCCUCAGACUUGAAUGAUGAUGAGAAUCAUAAAAGACCUGUGUUUUCAGGGUCAUUCGAUUCAUUUUCAGAAAGGAUUCAGGGUUCAGAGUCCUACCUCACAUCUGUUGGAGAUACACUGGCAUCUGAAAUGAGUACACAGGAUCAAAGCUGCAGUAUAAAGUGCCUCAAUAGCAUUGAUAUGGUUUCCCCAGCUCCUCACGUGGCUAAAGAAACUAAGCCCUCAGAGUCACAGUCUCACUUAUAUAGCCCUAGAAAACAAAAGUUUCUCAAACUAAUGAGGAGAAUAGAAAGCUGUGAUCUACUCACUGAUAAGCUGUCCCUGCACCAGGGACCAUGUCAUAGGUUGAGUAGGCAAGAAUUGCGCUCAGCUUCAGAGAAACUCUCUCAUCGACUCAGUGAACUAAAUUUAAUGUUAAGAAAUGCCCUGCAUUCAGAGACUAAAGAAAAAGAAGAGAUUAGAGAUGGUGAUGCAUCUUUACAGGACAGUGAUAAUGCCAUCAUUGAUAAUGAACAGUCAAAGAAGUCUCACCCAGGGCCACCUAAGAGAAGCAGACAGUUCCAAGUGGGGAAACUACGAAGACAAAUACAGAAUGAAUCAGAUCUGCUACGAUUCCGAGCAAAGGUGAUAGCAGACUUAUUUGAAAAGCAGUUGCAUAGAAGUGAAAUUCAAGAAGGACCUGGACUUUCAGUGCUGACUACAGACCAGAAAAGAAGAGAACAAGAAUACAAAGAAAAUAUCCAUAAGAGACCUCCAAAAACUCAUCAGCCAGUGAGAGUUUAUUCAAAAAAAAACAUUCCUUGGAAUCUCAAACGCAGCCAGUGGAUUCCUUCUAAAGGGAGCAUCACAAAGGCAAAGAAAGCAGUUCCAUUAAAAAUAAAGGAUGACAAUCUUUUGUCCGUGCUCCUGGAAGAGUUUCCAUACCUCCAAAUUUCUAGCCAAACACUCGCAAAACUGUGGAAACAACAGCUCUUUCAAACUGAACAACUAAGGAAGAUGACAUCUGGAGUGGAACAAUCGAAAAAGAAAUUCCAAUUUAAAGUUGAAGAAGCAUUAAGAAAACACGAUCUCCUUGCUGAAAUUGUUAAGAAAGAACAUGAGCACAAUAAGAGACUGCAAGAUUUUAAGGAACGUGUGUCUAAACAGAAGUCAAUUCAGAUGAAGAUAAAAGAGAGACGACAGCAAAUUAUUCAAGCCAAAAAAUACUACGAGGAUUAUAGAAUUCAAUUACUUGCAAAAAUGAUGCGAGCACGGACGCGUGAAGAAGCGAUAUUUAAGAACCUCUUCAAAGAAGGUUUAGAAAUUCAAAAGCUAAGAUUGCAAGAACUGAGAAACUAUGCUAAAGAUAAGCGGGAAGAACAAAAGAAACUGCAUGAGAAUGAACUGCAGUCAUUGGAGAACUAUUAUAAAGAUCAGUUUGCAAUGCUAGCAGAAGUUGUAUCACAGGAACGGCAAGAAAUCAAAAUGAGAGAGGAAGCCCAAACAAAGACAUUACAUAAAAUGAAAAGGGAAUUGAGAUUCAAGAUGGAGCAAGAAAUUCAGCAGUUGCAAAACAUGAUAAUUAAACAUGAUGAUGACCUCUUCUUUCGAGAAGUGGAAGCUGAACGCCUUAAAGCUCGGCUUCAAAUGGCUUCAUUUCAGUACAGCAAGAGCCAUGUUUUUUGAAAUUUAAGAGCCAACUAUAAAGCAGGUUUUUAUUUUACGUGUGUGUGUGUUAAGCCUGAGCAUGAUAAAUGACAAGAUGAUUGAAAUAAAGAUAACAAUUUCUUAGGGAAUUAUCUACUUUUAAACAACCUCAAUUAAAACAUUGAAUGUAACUAUGAUUUAAGAACUUCUAAUAAAAAAAAUUUUAAUGC
Molecule: messenger RNA, 2899 nt
Organism: Gracilinanus agilis (Agile Gracile Mouse Opossum)
Lineage: Eukaryota; Metazoa; Chordata; Mammalia; Didelphimorphia; Didelphidae
Gene: CEP95
Product: centrosomal protein 95
Exons: 22
Coding region: 180-2708 (842 amino acids)
Cellular component (GO): spindle pole; centrosome
Source: RefSeq, a predicted model, not a curated record